Molecule: messenger RNA, 1885 nt
Organism: Clupea harengus (Atlantic herring)
Lineage: Eukaryota; Metazoa; Chordata; Actinopteri; Clupeiformes; Clupeidae
Gene: myoz1a
Product: myozenin 1a
Cellular component (GO): actin cytoskeleton; Z disc
Molecular function (GO): FATZ binding; telethonin binding; actin binding
Source: RefSeq, a predicted model, not a curated record
UCAUCUGAUCUGCCAUCCACCGCCACUGACUGGAUAUCGCACUCCCCAAGAUCUGGGUACAGACACAGGUUAAACUCACCCUGGGAUUUAUAAAGCUUUGGUUCAGAUUGUUUUGAAGCUUUGCCUCUCUUCCCGGUUGUCAUUUUAAGAACCUCUGCUUCAGUUUAGGACUCCCAAACCUGGUCUGCAGUCAUGCCUCUCUCCGGAACUCCCGCGCCUCCAAACAAGCGGAGAAAGCCUUCCAAGAUCGUCACCGACCUGUCUCACGUCUCUCAGAACGAGUUUGAGGCAGAGCCAGAGGCGUCUGAGUUUGACCUGGGCACAAAGAUCCGGGCGCCCAGGGACGUCAUGCUGGAGGAGCUGAACCUGAUGAAGAACAAAGGCUCACAGAUGUUCAAGAUGAGGCAGGUGCGAGUGGCCAAGUUUAUCUACGAGAACAACCCCGAUGUCUUCAGCAUUGGCUCUAUGGAGAACUUUGAGAAGCUCGUACCAAGCCUUGGGGGGGAGAUGAUGGAUGUUGGCGGUCGCCUCGUCAGUAGACAGAUGGUUGGCCAGGCAGGUUCAGAGGGCGCACCUGUGCCCCCUCCCAAACCGGGAAGCCAUGGCAAGGGGGCGGGAGGAGCAGGAGGAGCAGGAGGAGCAGGAGGAGCAGGAGGAGCUGGAGGAGCAGGAGGAGCUGGAGGAGCUGGAGGAGCUGGAGCAGAGGGUGUGUGCAGGAUGAUCCCUAAUGGUGCAGGUGGGAAAGCAGAUGAGAAGAGUGCAGGCAAACGGGAGUAUCUGAAGCUGUACGUCUCCCCGUGGGAGAGGGCCAUGAAGGGCAACGAGGAUCUGAUAUCAACCCUGACAUCUCACAUGCCGGCCCCUAAAAGGCACCAAGAUCUGCCCAAAUUCAAGAGCUUCAACAGGUCUGCCAUUCCCUUUGGUGGCUUUGAGAAAGCAUCCAAGCUCAUGACCUUCCAGCUUCCAGAGGCCGAGGUGGUCGAGGAAGAGUCUGAACCAGCUGUGAUGUACCAACAACACAUCGCCACUCGGCCCUCCUUCAACCGCACCCCCAUUGGGUGGGUGACCAGCGGUGAGUCCAGCAGCAUCCACAUGGAGCUGGACGCCAUACCUUUUGAUGGGGAGACAGACGACCUGUGAGGGAGACACACAGACAUGCGCACACAAAUAUAACGAGACACCCUACCCCCCCCCUCAACUUCAGUACCCAAGAUCAUUCAUAGCUUUGAAUGAAGGCUGUUCUAUUCUGAUCUUUCCUACACACAAGCAGACACAUGAGCAGAAACCAUAUCAUAUGUUUGACACUCUAAUAUUGCCCAAGGUCAGGGGUCAUCAGGUCCGCAACCAGGGAAAUUAAAGAGCCUCAUGUAUCGCUUAUACGAGUGGUCUAUUUUAUUUGUAUCAAUUUGCUUAAGGCUUUAUAGUAGAGAAUGAACUAUCUACAUAUUUACUCACGUCUUUAUUAUUUUUCCAAAGAGCUGAAUUUAAAAACAUUGGAAAUAUUAUAUCUUAUCUCCUUUCCUGUAUCUCACAAGAACUUUUGCAUGACUUACGCAUAACUUUUGAAAUCUAGAUAGGGUAGAGUGAGAGGUGAAUGUUUUCCUACCCUUUUGUCAUGUCAUACUGUUGCACUUCAAGGUGGUAGGCAUGAUCGAAACUAAAGGCUCUUGCUUAUGUUCCUUACAGACGGCAACCUGUACUUAUCUAUCUACUUGCUUCUGUAAUGUUAAGGCUUGCAGCAGCACAACAUAUCAACUCAUCUCUAGUUACAACAUGUAGAUACACAUUGAAGGCUCUUAGCCUCAAAAAGGCUGACCUUGUGUCCUCUGACAGUCAGUUGCCUCUUUGUAUGUCCUCGCUGCCAUUUAAUAAACAUUUUCAAAGU